AACUGAAGGUAAUCUCCUUUAAAGUCAACAUCUUGUAGCUAUUAAUCACGUCUAUUAGACGUCUAAUAGACGUGAUUAAUAGCUACAAGUAUAUAAUAGCUUCACAGCACUAUCUAGGCUAGAUUUUGACCAAACACCUGGACACUAUAGCCUCACAAAAUUGACACAUAAAAUGUAACCAUCACUGACUGCAUCAACCCAAGAGGCUAACAGUGAAAUAAGACCAUGACAAGCUAAUUUUCACAUGUUGAAGGAAAGCCCAACAGAGACACUCUAUAAAGUUAGAGGGGUGACUGAAGAGACCUCAACUCUGGUUCUUGGGGGCUCUGGUCCCUGGGGCCAGAGUGACUGAGCCAGGAUUACAGUCUGAAGCAUUAGAGGAGGGGUGGGGGUAGGCCCCCCAUUGUGAGGUCCAGGCAGAAUGCUCAACUCACAGCGAUCCCAGCCCUGGCUGACCUUCUUCCCCUUCCUCAUUCCCACAUUCUACCAGGAGUCUGUCCUCUGGCCUGUACCUGGACUUCGCUAUCCUCUCCCUGCCCCAAAAAGAGGUUUGAGGGAGAACAGCCACAGAGCCAAUGGAGGCCACGAGGACACGGCCUCACUCAGUACUCAAGGUGUCUUCCUGCCCCCGUCCCCAGCAGUGGCAAACGAACGAGUCCUCGAAGAAGUGGGGAUCAUGGCCUUGGCACCCCUGGCCGAGAUGCUAACCAGCUUGCAGCCCAGCGCCACACCGGGCUCACUCAUGAGCCCCCUGACAGGCACCCUCAGCACGCUGCUGUCUGGCCCAGCACCCACGUCACAGAGCAGCCCCCUCACCAGCUUCCUGACCAGUCCCAUUGCGGGACCCCUAACAGGCACACUGGCCAGUUCCCUGGGCCUGCCCUCCACUGGCACCCUGACUCCCAGCAGCCUCGUGGCAGGCCCUGUGGCCAUGUCCCAGAGCAGCCCCCUGAUAGCCCCUGUGAUGGGCACGGUGGCUGUCUCUCUGAGCAGCCCCCUCCUCAGCUCCACUGCCACCCCACCAGGGGUCUCUCAGAACCUGCUGGCCAACCCCAUGAGCAACCUGGUCCUGCCAGAGGCCCCAAGGCUGCGGCUGGCUGAGCCACUCCGCGGAGGCCCCACUGGGCCCCAGUCCCCAGCUUGCGUGGUACCCACUGCCACCACCAAAGUCCCACUCUCCACUGAGCCCCCCCAGUCGACCCAGGACCCAGAGCCUCUCAGCAUGGCGUUUGCAGGAGCACCCCUCCAGACCUCCACCCCUAUCGGAGCCAUGGGCACACCUGCUCCCAAGACGGCCUUCUCCUUCAACACUUCGGACACACAGGCCCAGCCCAGUGCCGCCCAGGAACAAGUGGUCCCUGCAUCUGUCCCCACCUCCCCCACCACCUCCCCCACGGUCACCGUCCUUGCCUCUGCCCCCGCCCUUGCCCCCCAGGUUGCCACCAGCUACACACCCUCAAGCACCACCCACAUCGCCCAGGGUGCCCCCCAUCCCCCUUCCCGAAUGCAUAAUUCCCCAACCCAGAACCUGCCUGUCCCCCACUGUCCUCCACACAACGCCCACUCCCCACCUCGUACCUCAUCCUCCCCGGCUUCAGUCAAUGACUCUCGAGGUCCACGCACCACAGAACCGUCGACGAAGAGCAUGAUGGAGGUGGAACGGAAGCUGGCCCACCGCAAGACCAGCAAGUUCCCCGAGAACCCCCGAGAGUCGAAGCAGCUGGCCUGGGAGAGGCUGGUGGGUGAGAUUGCCUUCCAGCUGGACCGCAGGAUCCUGUCCAGCAUCUUCCCAGAGCGCGUACGGCUCUACGGCUUCACUGUCUCCAACAUCCCAGAGAAGAUCAUCCAGCUGUGUUUAUCUGUGGAUUGCAGGCCUGUGUGUAGCCUAAGCGGGAGCUACUGUGAGCUGCGUGGGUCCAGGUUGGAGCUUUGCCUCUGGUUAAAGCAUCCUUGGGCUUCCCUGAACCCCAGUGACCACAAGCUGGAUGAGAAGCUGUGCCAGAGGCUCACACAGCGCUAUGUGAGCGUCAUGAACAGGCUGCAGAGUCUGGGCUACAACGGGCGGGUGCACCCUGCGCUGACCGAGCAGCUGGUGAACGCUUAUGGCAUCCUGCGAGAGCGCCCGGAGCUGGCGGCGUCUGAGGGCGGCCCCUACACCGUGGACUUCCUGCAGCGUGUGGUGGUGGAGACCGUGCACCCCGGCAUGCUCGCCGACGCGCUGCUGCUGCUCUCCUGCCUCAGCCAGCUGGCGCACGAUGACGGCAAGCCCAUGUUCAUCUGGUGACGCUGGAGCUGGGAGGUCCAGGCUCGCUCAGCCCCACAGCCCUGUGCACGGCCAUUAAAGCUUCCCACAGACACUGGUCGCUGGGCCUGUGCCAGCGCUCCUGGGUGGUGCUGCCUCCUCUGGGGUGGCUCACCGGGCCCCGGCACCGUGCCCCUUCA
Molecule: messenger RNA, 2442 nt
Organism: Homo sapiens (human)
Lineage: Eukaryota; Metazoa; Chordata; Mammalia; Primates; Hominidae
Gene: SPATC1
Product: spermatogenesis and centriole associated 1
Exons: 6
Coding region: 422-2284 (620 amino acids)
Cellular component (GO): centrosome; cytoplasm
Source: RefSeq, a predicted model, not a curated record